Messenger RNA from Lacerta agilis (Sand lizard), 2923 nucleotides. RefSeq names its product alcohol dehydrogenase 1-like. Gene Ontology annotation, biological process: retinoic acid metabolic process; retinol metabolic process. The record is from RefSeq and is a predicted model, not a curated record. NCBI's taxonomy places the organism in Eukaryota, Metazoa, Chordata, Lepidosauria, Squamata, Lacertidae. Gene Ontology annotation, molecular function: zinc ion binding; all-trans-retinol dehydrogenase (NAD+) activity. Gene Ontology annotation, cellular component: cytosol. The transcript has 9 exons. The coding region runs from base 126 to 1259 and encodes 377 amino acids.
GUGUGGUGGCGGCAAUAGUACUCUGUGUAUAUGUUCUUGCAUUAGGCAAGGAGUGAUAAGCAAGAAGAGAAGUCCUUUGUAAAGGACUAAACUUGUGGGAAGACUGAAAGUCACGAUCCGGACACAUGGCAACUGCAGGAAAGGUGAUUAAAUGCAAAGCCGCAAUCAUCUGGGAAGCUGGCCAAAUGCCUUCUGUGGAGGAGGUGGAGGUGGCACCACCAAGAAGCCAUGAAAUCCGAGUGAAGAUAGUGGCCACUGGGAUCUGUAGGACAGAUGAUCAUGUACUGAAAGGCAUUUUUCCAAACAUAGACUACCCAGUUAUUGCAGGUCACGAAGGAGCUGGAAUAGUUGAAAGUAUUGGACCAGGAGUCACUUCUGUAAAGCCAGGUGACAAAGUCAUUCCUCUUUGUAUUCCCCAGUGUGGAGAGUGUGGCUGCUGUUUAAGUCCUAAAGCCAACUGCUGCCUCAAGUCCCACCUCUGUGAACCUCUUCAAAAUUUGAUGCCAGAUAAGACCAGCAGGUUCACCUGCAAAGGGAAACAGAUCCACCACUUCCUAUGGACGAGCACAUUCUCCGGAUACACAGUUAUGCCUGAGGUUUCCAUUGUAAGAAUCGACAAUGAUGCUCCACUGGAUAAAGUCUGCCUCUUUGCCUGUGGGUUUUCUACUGGCUAUGGAGCUGCAGUCAAUUGUGCCAAGGUUGAGCCAGGCUCUACCUGUGCCAUCUUUGGCUUGGGAGGUGUUGGUCUGUCUGUUGUCAUGGGCUGCAAAGUUGCUGGAGCAUCCAGGAUUAUUGGGAUUGACAUCAACAAAGAUAAAUUUACUAAGGCCAAAGAGUUAGGAGCCACAGAAUGCAUCGCUCCUCAAGAUUUCAAGAAGCCCAUGAAUGAGGUUCUGGUAGAGAUGACAGGUCUUGGCGUGGACUACGCAUUUGAAGUGAUUGGAAGCACAGACAUUGCGGUCACUGCCCUUAAAUCCUGCCAUUUGGGCCAUGGCACCUGUGUGCUUGUUGGGGCACCUCCUGCAGGAUCGCAGCUCUCCAUCGACCCUACUCUGCUCCUCACAGGAAAGAAAUUAAUAGGAUGCUUGCUUGGAGGCUGGAAGUUAAAAGAUGCUCUCCCUCAACUGGUUUCUGAUUACAUGAAAAAGAAAUUUAAUACGGAUGCAUUAAUAAGUCACACGUUGCCCUUUGAGAAAAUUGCCGAAGGCUUUGAGCUUUUACAUGCAGGAAAAAGUAUUCGCUGUGUUUUGUUGUUUUAAACUUCCAGAAGCAUCUAGCAAGAGGGGCCACAGCUGAAUACAACUUGCCAUCCUGCAGAUCAUUUGCAUCCCUCCCUCCCCAAAUUCAGCUGAGCUUUUAUUGAAAUGGUUGAGGGUUUACAACCAAUACGAGUUGAGAAGCAAAUGUAGGGGAAACAUGUAAUCCUUAUAUCCGUUAUUGUAGCCUGCAAAUGCAGGGUGCGGGUACUUUUAAGAUGUUGCUAGAGCCCUCUGGUGUCCAACUAGCAACUUUCCCAACCAGUUCACCAUCACCUGUUGCAAUGAGCCAUUGUGAACACACUACACAUUUAAAACGCUAUCACACCACUUUAACAAUCAUGACUCACAGAGCUACAAUUCCAAGACCCCUUAACAAACUAGAGUUCCCAGGAUUUUUUGGAGGGGGGAACAAUGUGCUUUGUGUGUGCUUUAAAUAUACAGUUUGCUUGUGACCUUGACCCUUUCUGCAUGAUGAGGGUUCCCAUUUAAAGCAGCCUAUGCACUUAUAACACCCUUUAGACCUUUCACUCAGUGCUGGACUAACAAAUUUUCUGAUGGGCUACAGUGGAUAAUAACUAAAUUAAACCUUCAGAUUUAGUAGGGGGGUAUAUCCCUAAGAAUACCACCAUAUCCCUCCAAAUAUAACCCACCCCUGAAUACAGCCUAGAUCAGAUCAAUACCAUAAUUGAUGAGGAGCCCCAACAGGAGAGGCCCAUUGCCUUCAUGAGCUGCUUGUGCAUCUCCCAGAAGCAUCUGGUUAGCUAUUGUGUGAAACAGGACAUUGGACUAGAUGGACCCUCAGUCUGAUCCAGCAGGGAUCUGAACUUAGAAUCUUAUGUUCAUCAUACUUGGACCUUUUGUCCCUGCGACUGGGUCAUUCUUACAAUGUGACCCUUUGACAAGACAUUUCCUUGGCACAAUUGACAAUGCUUCUUUCUCAUCUCAGUAGGACUCAUUACAUCUGGGGCAGGCUAGGUAUGCAUGAGUGGUGAUAGCACUAUUUGCUGACUUGGAGAACAAGAAGAACAACAUUGUUCCUUUCCCGAACAGCUGAUAGGUACUAUCCUUGUUUUUCCAGCAAGGCCUAUAUGAACACCAUCCUGGCUGAUCGAUUAGACUAGGAACUCUGUAGGCAGCACCCUAUCGCAUGCUCAUUUCCUCAGACAUCUUAGGAUAUAUGGAUGCCCUGGAGCAGUCUUUUAAAAUGUUUCCCAGGAGCUCAACAGAAAGCAAACAAGCAGCAGUAGUUUAGCUAUAGAGAGUCCAUCGCUUGCAAGCCAAAAGAGUGAGGCCUCUCCAUUGGCACUGACUGCAACUUUCUGUGCAGUGGCUCCCACUCUUGAGGAGAAAGGCCAGUUUGUAAAUCAAGUAGAGGCUCAAAAGAAACUUCAGAGGAAACUUGCCUGCAUGUAAAUUCCUUCUUUGCAUCACAGGCAUGAUCUGCUAAUUGUAUAAUGUGCUUUUUCUUUUAGAACUAGUAGUAACAGCAGUAACAGCACUUGCUAGCGAAGAGCGGGGGGGAGGGAGACAUGCAGUGCCUUCCAGAUGUUGUUGGGUGCCUGUUCCUAGCAUGGCGAGGGGUCAAGGAUGAUGAGAGUCAUAGUCCAACAACAUCUGGAGAAGAUGUGGCUGAAGCUGUCAGUUUGGAAAAAGGGAAAAACUCA